AUGGACAGCAAUAAUAUAGCCACACAAUUACCCUCUUGUGUAGAUAUCGAGGACGAAGACACCACCCUCGGCCCUCUCACCCCCGUCUCCCGCCAUCACUCAAUGGGCUUCAGACGGCGGUCGUCGUUCUCGGAGGUGGGUUCGUUCACGACGCCGCAGGAGGCGGCGGGCGUGGGGUUUAGGAGUGUGGGCGCGGGGAUGAUACAGACGGUUCAGGUUUCGGGGAAGCCAACAGUAGGAGAAGAGGAGGGGGAGGGGGAGGGGGAGGAGGGUAUGCUGGCGGGGAAUGGAGGGAUGGGGAAUGGGGAGGAGGAGAAGGGCGGGGUGGAGAUGUAUGUCAAUGGCGCCCUCUACACCCUCCACACCGAUGCCAUCCUCCGCCCCACGACCACAACCCUCCCCAUCAGCAUCACCCCCACAGCACCCUUCACCGGCUAUGCCAUCCGCGCCAACAGCAUCUUCAAGCCCCUCGGCGGCAGCCCGGCGGCCAUCGACGUCACCACGCUCUACCGCGUCACGCCCACGCCCACAGCCACGACCUCUCUCUCCACAACCGCCCCCGACAGCGAAGUAAAAGCCUACCACCGCAUCAAGCCCGUGCAGCAGCUACUAUCCCGCGGCACAAGCGGCCAGGAGGAGAAUAUGUACAUCUACGACAGCCAACAGCAGGGCUUCGUGCGCACUAGCACGACGGCGCGGUUUCCAGCGGAGGAAGCACUGGCGCUGCGGGGUGAGCUGGUGGGUGAGGCGGGGGUAGGGAAUUGCGAAGAGCUGUUUGCGUCUGCAGAGAGGGCGCUGCGGCGGGCAGAGAGGGAAGAGGCGGUGAGGCGGAAGAAGCGCAAGAACAAGAAGGAAAAGGAGAAGCGGUUCCCGUCCAUUGCGACGCAGGUGGCGCAGUUCCAGCCGAGUAAUAGCUCGCCGCUGGCGGGGCCGGCGAGGCAGGGGUCGGAGCAGUCGGCGUGCACGAACGGCGGGCAGGGCCAGAGCUCGUGGCUGAACAUCGAUCUACCGCUACCGCUACAGCGCCCCGGCGCACCGCACAGCUCCAUCUUCACCGAAUCAGCGUCCUACACGCACGCCCUCCCGCCCGUGCCCACCAUCCCCGCCGCCGCCGCCCACCACCACCCGCCGCGCACCCCCUCCGUCACCAGCUCCAUCACAUCCAGCAUCAACCAAUGGACGUCGCGCUUCUCGCCGCGCCACAUCCUCGGCGGCGGCACCGCGGGCAGCAGCCGCUGCCGCACCCCGCAGCACGCAGACCUCUAUGCGCCCGCCGUGACGCUGCAGCAGCUCGUCAACGAGUGCGUGCUGGUGCUCUGCGUGUAUGGCCACCGGCGCUCGCGCGACCCGCGUAUCGCGCGCUUGGCGCUACCGAACGGCGUCGACGACGACUUUGACGAUGCGGAGCUGCUCCUGCAGAUGCGUGCCCGCUAUAAUUCGCUCCGCGGGUUCUGGCGGCGGGCGUUGUCGCUGAGGGGGUUGAGGCGCAUUGCGGUUGUCGAGUAUCACCGCGCAGAACGUCACGUCUCGUCGACCUUCCAGGGGCCGACGCACUCGCCUACCAGGCUCCUGGAGUGCUACCUCCACCCGUACAAGUGCACGGGCGAGCGGCACUGGGUCGAGUGGGCGCACCGCCUCUCGCUCGACGAGGACCGCUAUGCGCUCGAGUUUGUCGAGGCGUGGCGGGCGGACAAGGUUGUUCUCGCGGGCGUGGUGCCGCUGUCGCUGAGCGUGAUUGCGGGCGUGGUGUGGAGCCUGUAUGGGCCUGACCAGAGGCACCUGGCGGCGUUUGUGCUGGCCAUACUGGUGGUGGUGUUUGGGUGGUCGGUGGUGGCUUUGAUGGCUGUCGUGAGCUAUCUGGUUUAG
Messenger RNA from Morchella sextelata, 1866 nucleotides. RefSeq lists its product as uncharacterized. The coding region runs from base 1 to 1866 and encodes 621 amino acids. The transcript has 3 exons. NCBI's taxonomy places the organism in Eukaryota, Fungi, Ascomycota, Pezizomycetes, Pezizales, Morchellaceae. The record is from RefSeq and is a predicted model, not a curated record.